UUGCACAUUGAUACGAUGCAUGUGCAACAGGGCUUUCAAUAUUUCCUAGACUUCUUCCAAGUGCAUUUGUAUAAUGCCAAAGUAGAGUUUCUACGUGAUGUCGAUUUAAGUGGCUUCAUUAAAUUACUUGAGCAACCCGAAUACACAAGCGUUGUAAAUACUUUAAAUGCGGGCAUUAAUGUAGACACCGACUUGGAUGGCACUGCUAGCGACGACGACGGUAGCGUUGACCCAGCAAAGCAGCAGCGUCAGCAGCAGCAGCAGCAAACCAAAAUUAAAAUGAAACAGUUGUCGGCAGACACUUUAUCAGCAACAAAACAGCAAGCAGCAAUGAAACAACAGCAACAGGAGCAAGAGGAGGAGAAUGCCCGCAGUUUGGGCAACUGCCAACAGCUGACUGAGCAGCUUGCUCGCGAUUAUAACAAGAGUGUCGUCUUAUGGCCCUGUCCGCAUAUGAAAAUCUCCAGCAAUUUUGUGCCAUCAUUCGAGGCAAUUUCCUUGGCCGUGCAGAGCAUUGCCAGCAAAUUAAAUUGGACGCAGGUUGACAUCUAUGUUGGCGACGACAAUUGGGGCCUACCGCUGGCAAUAGCGACCAACUUGCAUAUACCUUAUCGCAUCGAAAUUGGCGACAGAAUACGUGACCUGCAUGCAGAGGAUAAGCCCGGCAAAGCAAUUAUUAUUACGGCGCCCCUGAACGAUAAAAGCACGCUGCGUUGGUUACGGCACGGCAAAUGGGCAGAGCAACAGCACACAAAAGUAUUGCUCAUCGAUAUUGUGGCCAGCUCAUUGAAUGUCGAGCAUCGACUCUACAAAUAUUUGGCACGCAUCAAUGCGGCCACUGGCAAUAGUAAUGCCAGCAGCAGCAUACCCUUGCCCAAUUCCGGGCUGGUGACCAGCAAUCUGUUGGUGCUGACGCUGCUGAGCGAUAAGUAUCGACACUUGCUGACUGCGGACGGCCUGGACAUGGCCAUGGUGCGAAACUUUCGCACAACGGCAAACCAAACUGCAGAUAGCACACCACACAUGGGCUGGGCUCAUCAAAAUGCCAGCCUCAACAAGCUGCGUCCCUUUAUGAAUCUGUUCACGUUGUACGACUUUGUGCUUUCACAUAUUGGUGCGAGCAAUGGCAGUGCCGGAACAAUGCCCCAAUACGAUUUUGUUGUGCUGGACAUUGUUGUGGAUGCCACAUUGGCUAGCUACAGCUACAGAUGGCGGCCAUUGCUCAUACUGGAGCUAAGCCAGCGCAGUUAUAUGACGCACUCGAUACAGCCGGGCUAUAACGAAUGGCUCUUGCUUAGCAAUGCCAAAAUGUGGCAUUGUGGCGCCAUCUGUUGGACAAUUGUGGCCAUAUGCAUUGGCCUGCUGAUCAUUAUUGUGGCCGCGAGUGUGGCUGCGGGCAUUGCUGUUAGAAAUUACUUUGUGCGCAAGCGUUUGUCCAAAGGGCCCAAUAAGAUUGUGCUAUCAGCUAGUGACUUUGUCUUUCCCGUAGAUUCGAGACGGGUGGAUGAGGGCAUUGAAGCAAUGCUUUGCUGCUGGCUGCAGCAGCUGCAGGAGUUUGGUGGCCCCGAAGUGGAUAAGCCGGAUCUGCUCAAGGGCUCCAUUGGCUCGCUAAAGAAUCUGGGCUUUGUUAUACCUGGCGCAGCUGCAGCUGGCAAUGGCAGCGCUGCUCCAGCUGGAACAGCUGGAGCCAGCACAUCGCUGACAGUGAAUGGCAAAAGUAGCUCCGCAGCCGCAGGCAGCCUGGCGCGACAUAUACCCGCGCAUUUGGAUAUGCGUGCGCGCUACAAUGGCGAUCUGGUGCAGCUGAAGGAAAUACAACUGAAUGGCUCUGCCGAGCUGCGCUCCAAGGCAAUGGAUCUGCUGGUCAUGGCGCAUGGACUGCGGCAUGAGAACAUCAAUCCAUUGGUAGGCUGGCUGGCGGAUCCGAAUCGCACAGCUCUAGUGUUUGACUACUGUUCACGCGGCUCGCUGCAGGAUGUGCUCAUCAUGGAUGAGAUAAAGCUAGACUGGUCGUUUCGCCUAAGCCUGCUUACGGAUCUGGUGCGUGGCAUGCGCUAUCUGCAUGCCUCGCCGCUGCGCGUGCAUGGCGCACUCACUUCCAGAAACUGCGUAGUGGAUGCACGCUGGGUGCUCAAGAUUACGGACUACGGGCUGAAUGCAUUCUACGAAUCGCAGGGCCUGCAGCCGCUACCACGCAAUGCCAAGGAUUUGCUUUGGACAGCGCCUGAGCUGCUGCGCAGCAUGAAGACAACGCAACAGCAGCAGCAGCAUCAUCAUCAUCACCAUCAACAUGGACGUGUGCAGCUGGGCACACAGCUGGGCGAUGUCUACUCCUUUGGCAUUAUAAUGCAGGAGGUGGUGGUGCGUGGUGAGCCCUACUGCAUGCUCUCGCUCGCUCCGGAUGAUAUAAUUGCCAAAAUUCGCAAGCCACCGCCACUAAUACGACCCUCGGUCUCGAAGGGGGCGGCACCACCGGAAGCCAUUAAUAUUAUGCGUCAGUGCUGGGCGGAGCAACCGGACAUGCGACCCGAUUUUAAUUCCGUUUACGAGCGCUUCAAGAUGCUGAAUCAUGGACGCAAAGUGAACUUUGUGGACACCAUGUUUCAAAUGCUGGAGAAGUACUCCAACAAUCUGGAGGAGCUGAUACGCGAGCGCACCGAGCAAUUGGACAUUGAAAGAAAGAAGACUGAACAGCUGCUAAAUCGCAUGUUGCCCAGCUCUGUGGCUGAGAAGCUUAAAAUGGGACUGGCUGUGGAUCCAGAGGAAUUCUCGGAUGUUACCAUCUACUUUAGCGACAUUGUGGGCUUCACUACCAUCGCUGCUCACUGCAGUCCCGUGCAGGUGGUGGACUUGCUCAACGAUCUCUAUACCAUAUUUGAUGCCACCAUUAAUGCCUACAAUGUGUACAAGGUGGAGACAAUAGGCGAUGCUUAUAUGGUGGUCAGUGGACUGCCUGUCAAGAUACCCGAUCAUGCUGAGCAGAUAGCCGACAUGGCUCUGGAUCUGUUGCAUCAAAGCGGUCGCUUCAAUGUAAAGCAUUUGCCAGGCGUGCCGCUCCAGCUGCGUAUUGGCUUGCAUACUGGUCCCUGCUGUGCCGGCGUCGUGGGUCUAACUAUGCCGCGCUAUUGCCUAUUUGGCGAUACAGUGAACACAGCGUCGCGCAUGGAAUCCACAGGCUCCUCCUGGCGCAUACACAUGUCGCAAGAAACCCGCGAUCGUUUAGAGGCACGUGGUGGAUAUUCCAUUGAGCCACGCGGACUUAUUGAUAUCAAGGGCAAGGGCAUGAUGAGCACGUUUUGGCUGCUGGGCAAGAAGGGCUUCGAUAAGCCAUUGCCUGCUCCACCGCCAAUUGGAGAGUCACAUGGCCUGGACGAAUCGCUCAUACGCAAUUCCAUAACGUUGAAGGCGCAGGCAAACAAAUCACGAACUAGCACGAAUCCUUCUUCAUCGCAGAGCUCUUCGCUGGCUGGAGAGUCUGUGGAGGUUAAGGUAGAAAUAACACCGCCCAGCAAUGCGGACAUGUGCUCCAGCAACUUGCCCAACUCCUAUUCGCUGGACUCGAAUUCCACGAAUACCAUUAGCCCCAAUGCCACCCUGUGUCCUGAAUUUCCUACCAAGACACCAACGAGCACAAGUCCGCAGUCGCGCAAGUUAUCAGAGCUGACGCCGGAUAGUUUGCUCAAUCCGAACAGCUUCAAUCGGCUGCCCAGCUCCACGGGCGGCUCCAGCUCGCGGCUGUAUAAGAAAAUAGAGGAAAUGAUGGAUCUCAGCUCGCCAUAUAAUCACUACAAAUGCUUGAGUCCCAGCGAGAGCAAUCUAACGCAGUUCUACGACGGCAAGUAUCUGUAUGGCAAUGCAGGUGGCGCCGGCGCGGCGAGCACGAGCGGCACAGGCAGUGGCGGUUGCUCUGUGAGUGGCAGCACCUCCAAGUUUGACAGCAAGCCUGGCUCUAGUCGGCUGCUGCGGCGACAGUUUAGCUUGGAUCGCGAUGAUCAGGCGACGCGGGCGGAGCAACAGCAUCAACAUCAGCAUCAGCUGUCGCUGCAGGCGAGCAACUAUGUGGCCUUGCUGCAGUCUAGCAAGCAGUCCAUGCUGGAGAUACCCAUGCUGCAGGACACUUCGCGCAGUCCCAAGGGCACGCUGAGUCGCAACCAUAAGCAAAACUCUACCUCAGUGGCGCAGGAUCUGGAGAAGAUUGAGGAAAUACCGCUGUCGCCCGCCUCCUCACAGCAUCACAGCAGCCUGGAUAGCAACCUGAAUCGCAGUCCGCCCUCCACGCUAGAGGCGCAAUCGCCACAGCAACCGCCGCUGCAUCAACUUAGCCCGCCCCUGCUCUCGGCGCCCACCUCGCCGGCACCGUCGCGCUCUCUAAAUGGCCACCAGGUACACAGCCGCCGCAACAGCAACAACAAUAACAAUAACAACAACAGCAGCACCAAUAGCGACAGCUCCACUAACACACAGCAGAGCAGCCGAGCUGGGCAGGAGCUGACGCUAAAUGUGGAGCAGCUGCUGAGCAGAUAGGAUACGGUUUAAGCUGGCUCUGGAGUGGCCAGCAAUUGUUAAAGCUUUAUAUAUGUGAGAAUGGAAGAGUUCAGAGUGUUGUGAUGUGCAAAUAGCAAAGUACCUUGAUGCCAGCAAAAUGAAAGUACAACUUAAUUCGAAGAUUGCUUCUGAGAUGCGUCUACCGUAGUAUGGAUUUCCAGUCAAGGUCCUAAGCCUAUUAGCUUUAGUGUAUAUGUUAUAUGUACUUCAAAUUUCAUUUGAUAACUAAGUAAAGAUCAAUUCUGAAUUAUAAUUUGAGUAAUCAAUUGGCAUUAGUUUACUUAUCUGACCUACUAAAGACGAAAUCAAAAAACAUAACUCUACAACUGAACUAAGCAUUUGGCUGAUUCUCUAAUCCAAACUGUAUUUCUACAUAAAGUUCCUUUUUAAACAAAUAAACAUAAACAAAUAGACACAGUUACAAGUAUUACGAUCAAACUACAUA
This is a messenger RNA of Drosophila busckii, 4990 nucleotides long. Its product is annotated as retinal guanylyl cyclase 2. The coding region runs from base 16 to 4524 and encodes 1502 amino acids. The record is from RefSeq and is a predicted model, not a curated record. Gene Ontology annotation, molecular function: guanylate cyclase activity; protein kinase activity; ATP binding. Lineage: Eukaryota; Metazoa; Arthropoda; Insecta; Diptera; Drosophilidae. Gene Ontology annotation, biological process: receptor guanylyl cyclase signaling pathway; cGMP biosynthetic process; protein phosphorylation. The transcript is spliced from 13 exons.